Messenger RNA from Branchiostoma floridae (Florida lancelet), 1861 nucleotides. RefSeq names its product fatty acid hydroxylase domain-containing protein 2-like. Lineage: Eukaryota; Metazoa; Chordata; Leptocardii; Amphioxiformes; Branchiostomatidae. Gene Ontology annotation, biological process: sterol biosynthetic process. The coding region runs from base 86 to 1075 and encodes 329 amino acids. The transcript has 8 exons. Gene Ontology annotation, molecular function: C-4 methylsterol oxidase activity; iron ion binding. The record is from RefSeq and is a predicted model, not a curated record.
AAGACCCUUUUCUUUGUUGCAGUAGGUGUUCAACGUAAAAUACAGUUCUCUACCGAAUCCAGUAGCCGCGCUCUCAGGAGCCAACAUGGGAUUUACCACGUCGCUUCCCCGUCCCGUAGCUGCCUUGUACCCCUCCGUCCUACUGAGCCUGGUGCUCGGCUACUGGGUGUCACUUACACCUGCUGUGGAGAGCUAUCUACGGGCGAACGUUCAGCCGAUACUGCAGGAUACAUCAAUAUGGAUGUCAUCCGGUCGCUUCCUUCAGACACAGUGGGAAUGGGUGUACAAAUCCUUCCGCGAUGAGUAUCAACUCGCCACUGUCGGAACAGCUCUCGUCAUCAGUACGUCCCUGAUGGUGAUGUCGUCACUGUACACGUACAUGGACCUGACAGGACGACCUGCUGUACUGGUCCGCUAUAAGAUCCAGCCUAACGUCAACCCACCACCGGUUGACCCGGCCCUGUUCGCUAAGGUAGGGCUACAGUUGAUUCCCAACACACUCCUGACCCUGGCGGUAAUCUAUCUGCUCCAGCCCGUGAUGGUGUGGAGGGGGAUGGAGUUCGGCAGGGAACUCCCGUCUCUCUGGAGACUGUUACUGGACUUUCCUGUGUGUGUUCUCAUGCAAGAGAUCGGUUUCUAUUACGGUCAUAGACUAGUGCACAUCCCAUACUUGUACAAGCGUAUCCACAAGAAGCAUCACGAGUUCACGGCACCGAUGAGCGUGGGCGCGGCGUACAGUCAUCCGUUUGAGCACGUCACCUCUAAUGUUAUCCCUCUAUUCACUGGCCCUAUACUCGCCGGGUGUCACGUGGCCACCAUGUGGCUGUGGCUAAUGUACUUGAUGUACGAGACUACCACAGACCACUCCGGGUAUCACAUGCCGUUCGCAAGGUCACCGGAGUUCCAUGAUUUCCAUCACGCCAAGUUCAACUACAACUAUGGCACGAUGGGCUUGCUGGACUGGCUGCAUGGCACGGACUCAGCCUUCCGGCAGAGCACCGCCUCGAAGCGUCACCGCGUCCUGUUCGGAAUCACUCCGCUCUCCGAAUCUAUUCCGGAAACUAAGAAGAAAUGAAUUGAAAGACUUAAUCAUACAAACAAUUAAAGUAACUGUUGUUUACGUAAUGCGUGAACCUGUAAUUUUGUUUUGACACUGGCCGGGACCAAAACAUCUGAGGUACCUGUAUGUGUAUCCCCCCAAAAUGAACCAUCAGUGGACACCACUUUUAAAGCAUUUGAAUCCAAAAUCAGCGAUCGAUAGCAAUAACAAUUGCAGUUAAAAUCAGCAUAUCUUUUAGAUUCAUAUAUGUAAAUCUUCAUUUUAAUAUGACAAUGAAUCACUAAAAAGACAGUUGGCUACAUGUAAACCCGGAUUAUUAAAACAUUACCUAUACCUGAAACAAUAGUAUAAGUAUUAUUACAAUCCAUUCAGCUAUUAGAAGUUCUUAAAGAUAUUUUGCCAGAAGCACAAAAAAAACCUUAAAACUGCCGCAGUUCUAAGGCUUUUUGUGCUUGGCGGCUGUAGUAACAAGGUCAGACAUCAGGGGUCGUCAGGUCAACAACAUCGACCCACGUUGCAAUCCAUUCAGCGGUCCUUCAAAUAAUCAAACCUGAACACGUACGCAUGCAUGCGAUCUUCUGCAGUAAUAUGUUAUGCCACCAGGAGACCUUCUGAAAGUCGAGAAGCACUGCCAGGUCAACCACAUCUACCCACCGCAUAUUAAUUACCAUUGUAAUCAAUCAAGAAGUUCCGAAGAUAAUUUGCAAGACAAGUGCGCACCGAGGCACGAUCUAUGAAUGAGUGAUUGAAUUAAUGAGUUUAUUUUGUUUAUUUCUCGUGGAAUUAAAAACUCUACCAAAA